Paramecium pentaurelia is the source of this 2204-nucleotide messenger RNA. Lineage: Eukaryota; Ciliophora; Oligohymenophorea; Peniculida; Parameciidae. The record is from the annotation of a GenBank genome assembly.
AUGAUUAUUGAUUUUCUGGGGGGCACAAAUUCAUUUGAUGUAAAAAAUGAUUUAGUUGCUUUUGAAUAAGGAAAUAGUUUAUUAUUGCUUGAUACAACAAAUAACUCAAAAGUUUAAAUGCAUGGUCAUGUAAAUUAGAUUAUGGCAAUCUGUUUUUGUGGAUAGAAUCUUAUUGCAUCUGUAAGUAUGGGAUUUAAGAAUCAUCUAUAAAUAUCAGAAUUUGAUACUUUUAAUCGAACCUUCGAUGACUAUCUUCCUGAUACAGAUAAAAAAACAGUUAAUAUAUUUAUGGAGAAUAUUAAUAAUUAAUUGAUUCUAAUUGAAGUUAAUACAGGUCAUCGUAUACUUGUUUAUGAUAUUCAAUAAUAUAAAUUACUUUUUAUUACUGAUUUAGAUAAUCUGAAUCCUUGCUAUGGAUUUUCUUAUUUACCUACAAAACCAAAAUCUAAAAUAUGUUUGAUGUGUAAUGGAUAGGUAACUCUUUGGAACUUAGCAUCAAAUAAUGUUCAAGUUACAAAUAGAAUAACAUUAAAGAAUAUAAAACAUAUGGACACAAACAAAUCAUUAAAUUUAAUUAUUCUAAUAUUGGUUACAGGAGAUUUAUAUAUUUUGAAUUCAGAUGGAGAUCUUAUUUCUUAAUUAAAAGCUCCAGAUUAAGAAUUUACUGCAUCUACUAGUUAUGAAUAAUACUUAUAUUUAUCAACAAGGAGUGGUAAAAUAUUUAUAUAUGAAAUAUCAACCCUUAAAUUUGUAACAGAAAUUCAUGCUAAUGAUACUUGUUAUUGUAUAUAAUUAAAACACUCUAAUCAACUAUUGGUUUUCUCAUUAAAUGAUUCUAACCUAAUUACAAUGGAUAUCAAUAAAAGAAUAAUAUUAGAUUAGUAAAAUGGUCAUGGAGGAAGAAUCAAUUAAGUUUCUUGGGAUCCUAUACAAAGUAAUCAAUUUUAUUCCUGUUCAAAUGAUGGCUCUUUUGGAGUCUCUAACUCUCGUGGAGAUAAAUUCUCAAUGUAUAAAUAUUAUAUUGGGUAAUUUCAAACUAAAAUUAAAUGUUGUGCAAUUGACAAUUAUAGAGAUGAUAUCUAUUUAGGAGAUAAUAAAGGAUAAUUGUUUGUCUUCUCUUUAAUGGAUGUAUAAUUUCGAAGACAAAUUUCUUUAACUUAAAAUCUAGGAAUUAAGGAAAUGUAGUUUAGUCCAGCUUAUCAGUAUUUGGGAGUAGCAUUUAAAAAUGGAUUUACAAUUAUUUUAGAUUGUGAAAAUUAACUAAAGCCUGUAUUGAAGUUGGAAGAUAAACUUGAAAAUAUAUCAUAUGUUGGAAUCAAACUAUUUCAAUUAGAAUUUGACAUUGUUAAAGUUAACACUCAAGCAUAUUCAACAUCUUAUAUUCCAAGAAAUGACAAAUCAUUUAAUUCAUUAACUAUUUAUAAUCAUAAUUCUGUAAGGAGACAUCAAAUUGAUAAAGCUAAUUCUUAAUUAUCAGCUUUAGCUUUAAGUAUAUAUACAAUUGAAGGCACAAUAUUUGGAUUUGAUUUACAUCCUUCAAAAGAUUACAUUCUAAUUCUAUCGAAUUAUGGAUUUGUUUAUAUAUAUAAAAUAUAAAGUUCAGAAAAGAGAGCCAAAAUAACUGUACCUCCUUUUUCAAGACAUUUAAAAAUUGAUAAAUCUGGAUUAUACUUUGCUGUUGCUCAUUUACCAUUAGUUAAUGCAUCAGAAAAAUAAUUCAUAGAAAUACCUUCAAUUGAAUUCUUAACUAAAAAUGCUAAAAUAAAUAAAAAGAUGCUACCUACUAAUAUAAGAAUAUAUGAAUGUGGAACAGGUUAAGUGGCUGAAUAAAUUAAUAGAAUUUUCAGUAUAGUUUCAUUAGACUUUUCUAAUGAUGGAUAAUAUUUGUUAGUUGGAGGUAAAAAAGGAAAGAUUUCAUUGUGGGGAUUAAGCUAAGAUCUAGUUUAAAGUGCAGAAGAUGUUAUAAAAGAUAUGAAACUGAAUCCAUUUUUUUGGAGAGACUUUUAGAUUUAUAUUGAUGAUGAGGAGAUUUAAGAAUAAGACAUUUUAGAUUUAGAUUUAUUAGCUAAGAAAUUACCAAAUAAGCCAAUUGUAUAAAGUUAAAAAUAUCAACAGAUUGUUAAUCCACAUACAAUGUAUAUUAAUUUAGUAGUAUUAGAUUGUAAAAUCCAGGAAGUUCAAGUUCAAGAUAUGAAUUAUAUUGA